Messenger RNA from Abrus precatorius (Indian licorice), 1068 nucleotides. Its product is annotated as protein GLUTELIN PRECURSOR ACCUMULATION 3-like. NCBI's taxonomy places the organism in Eukaryota, Viridiplantae, Streptophyta, Magnoliopsida, Fabales, Fabaceae. Gene Ontology annotation, molecular function: protein binding. The coding region runs from base 1 to 1068 and encodes 355 amino acids. The transcript has 5 exons. The record is from RefSeq and is a predicted model, not a curated record.
AUGGGUUCUCUGGUAGCUCAAGUUGCCAAGAAGAAAGCAAUGUGGCUGUGUCCAAAGGUUUUGGGUUCUAAUCCUUCCGAAAGAUGGGGGCACUCUGCUUGCUUCUCCAAGGGGCUUAUGUAUGUCUUUGGGGGUUGCUGUGGGGGACUGCAUUUUUGCGAUGUUCUGACUUUGGACCUUAACAAAAUGGUUUGGAGCAAGCUUGCUACGACGGGUGAAAAGCCAGGGCCUAGAGAUAGCCAUAGUGCUGUCCUUGUAGGGCAUAAAAUGAUAGUGUUUGGUGGCACAAAUGGCUUCAAGAAGGUGAAUCAUAUUCAUAUAUUGGAUCUUGUUACUAAAGAGUGGGUUCGCCCUGAAUGUAAAGGGACUCCUCCUUCUCCACGUGAAAGCCAUACUGCCACACUCGUUGGUGAUGAAAGAUUAGUGAUAUUUGGUGGUAGUGGAGAAGGCCAUGCUAAUUAUUUAAAUGAUUUGCAUAUUCUUGAUCUUCGGACCAUGAAUUGGACUUCUCCUGAGUUGAAAGGUGACUUGCCUGUCCCUAGAGACAGUCACAGUACCCUUGCAAUUGGGAACAAACUUAUUGUGUAUGGUGGAGACUCAGGUGAUCAAUAUCAUGGCAAUGUUCAUAUGCUUGAUAUGGCAACAAUGACUUGGACUAGAAUGACAAUUCAAGGUUCUCCACCAGGAGUCAGGGCAGGUCAUGCUGCUGUGAAUAUUGGAACAAAGGUCUAUAUCAUUGGAGGAGUUGGAGAUAAACGGUACUAUAAUGACGUUUGGAUCUUUGAUAUCUGCACUUGUUCAUGGACGCAACUUGAUAUACGCGGUCAACAGCUGCAAGGGCGAUUUUCUCACACGGCUGUUGUUGUAGACAUGGAUAUUGCCGUAUAUGGCGGGUGUGGGGAAGAUGAACGUCCUCUCAAUGAACUGUUAGUGUUGCAGCUAGGAGCAGAGCACCCAAAUGGACAUUACCACAUUCCCAUGUGCAAACCUUUUGGAACUUACUGGAAUCAAGACAAGAAGAUUAUCACAGGAGAAGCAGAUACUAACUCGGUACUGAAGUUGAUGUAA